AUUCACAAGCCAGAAACUGCAGGGAGAGAGGAGCAGGGAGACAGAAAAAGAGAGUGAGGGGACAGCAGGAAGCAAGGAAAAGAGGACAGCUGCCCGAGGAGGGAAGCAGGAGAACAGAGAAAGAGGCAGAAGGGAGAGGCAGAAACAGUCUUGGGUCAAAAGAGGAAGACCGAGGAGCAGACAGGCUACAAAAUGACAUUGCUCCUGUGGCUGUCAUCUUACUGGAGCAACAUCUCUGUGCUGGGAAUUUUCCUUACCAUCUUUACCUUGCUUCUUGAUUUCAUGAAGCGCAGAAAGAAGUGGAGGCAUUACCCGCCAGGCCCGAUGUCGCUGCCAUUCAUCGGGACCAUGCUGUACAUCGACUUCCACAACCCGCACCUCUCCUUCAACAAGUUUCAGAAGAAGUUCGGAAACAUCUUCAGCCUCCAGAACUGCUGGACCAACCUGGUAGUGCUGAAUGGGUACAAAACUGUGAAGGAAGCCCUGGUUCACAAAUCAGAUGACUUUGCUGACCGGCCGUACUUCCCAAUGUAUGAACAUGUGGGCUACAGAGAUAAAUCUGAAGGGAUUGUUGUAGCAAGAUAUGGGCACGUCUGGAGGGAGAUAAGGAAAUUCACACUCUCUACCUUGAGGGACUUUGGAAUGGGAAAGAAAUCCUUGGAGGAGCGAGUGACUGAGGAAGCAGGAUUCCUGUGCUCUGCAAUCAAAGCAGAAGAAGGUCGUCCUUUCGAUUUACGUUUUCUCGUAAACAAUGCAGUCUGCAACAUGAUCUGCACCAUCAUCUAUGGAGAGCGUUUUGACUACGGUGAUGAGGUGUUCAGGAAAAUGGUAGCUUUGUUUGAAAACUCCCUGAGUGAAGAAGCUGGAUUCCUGACUCAGCUUCUUAACGUGAUGCCCAUUUUGUUGCGCAUCCCUGGACUGCCGCAGAAAGUCUUUCGAGGGCAAAAGGCAUACAUGGACUUCAUAGACGUUCUCAUACAAAAGCACAUGGAGACCUGGAACCCUGAAUACACCCGUGAUUUCACUGAUGCAUUUUUAAAGGAAAUGUCAAAGGGUAAGGAGGCUGAAGAGAAUGGUUUCAAUUACAAUAACCUUCGUCUGGUGACCGCAGACUUGUUUGCAGCUGGUUCUGACACCACCUCCACCACCCUCCGGUGGGCAUUUCUGUACAUGCUUUUGCACCCAGAAACACAGAGUAAAAUCCACAAAGAGAUUGAUAUGGUGAUUGGAAGAGAGAGGUCACCCACCAUGAUGGACCAAGUGAACAUGCCCUACACCAAUGCCGUGAUCCAUGAGGCACAGCGCUGUGGGGACAUCACUCCUGUUGGGCUACCUCACAUGACAUACCGGGACACCGAGCUUCAAGGUUACUUCAUUCCCAAGGGGACAACAGUCAUCACCAACUUGUCUUCCGUGCUGAAGGAUGAGUCAGUCUGGAAGAAGCCAAAUGAGUUUUACCCCGAACACUUCCUGGACGUGAACGGGCAGUUUGUGAAGCCGGAGGCCUUCAUGCCUUUCUCAGCAGGUCGACGUGUCUGCCUGGGAGCACAGCUGGCCAGGAUGGAGCUCUUCAUCUUCUUCACCACUCUCCUGCAGAAAUUCACCUUCAUGCUCCCCGAGGAUCAGCCCAGGCCACGGAAGGAUGGCCACUUUGCCCUCAUAAACUCCCCAUACCCAUUCAAGCUGCGAGCUAUCCCAAGAUAAGUGCACACCGUUCCCCUUUCACUCAGAGACCACUGCAAACACUGUCAGAAAUGUUGCAGGUCUAGGCAGGAUGAUGCCAAGUUCCACUUAAGACCACCUAAAUCUGUGCAGAUGUCCCUAGCAGUGUAAAGAAGGCUGUAGCCCAAUAAUAUAGCUUAGCUUAAUUCCAGUCUUGGAUCCUGAAUCACACAGCCAUAGCAUGUUACAGGUGAUGGUCAUAUUUGCGAGUACAUGUAUAACCAAUAAACCAGUUCUGCUGU
Messenger RNA from Cygnus atratus (black swan), 1964 nucleotides. RefSeq names its product cytochrome P450 2D20. Gene Ontology annotation, biological process: xenobiotic metabolic process; arachidonate metabolic process. The coding region runs from base 193 to 1704 and encodes 503 amino acids. Gene Ontology annotation, molecular function: iron ion binding; oxidoreductase activity, acting on paired donors, with incorporation or reduction of molecular oxygen, reduced flavin or flavoprotein as one donor, and incorporation of one atom of oxygen; heme binding. The transcript has 9 exons. The record is from RefSeq and is a predicted model, not a curated record. NCBI's taxonomy places the organism in Eukaryota, Metazoa, Chordata, Aves, Anseriformes, Anatidae. Gene Ontology annotation, cellular component: intracellular membrane-bounded organelle; cytoplasm.